Messenger RNA from Mycena citricolor, 2526 nucleotides. The record is from the annotation of a GenBank genome assembly. Lineage: Eukaryota; Fungi; Basidiomycota; Agaricomycetes; Agaricales; Mycenaceae.
CGCAUCUCGAAAUGAACCAACUACACAAAUGAUGAGGACGCGGAUGAGGACGAGGAUUCUUAUGUUCCGUCAUUGGUUUGGAAUGGCAAAGUGCUGAGGCUGCCUGGGAUGGGAAUUGUUGAGGGAUACAUGGUGGCGGCGGCAUACCCGAUGCGAAACGGUUCGAGUACAACGUAAUUGAGACCGAGGCCGGCUCGAACGAAGGUAGGCAUGAGGGGUGGUCAGAAAGCAUGUUCCAGUGUUCGCGACUGGUUUUUGGGGUGACGAGGACACCCCGGUUGAUAACAAGCGAAUAUGCAAGGUUGAUCGCACGAGGCAGGCCACUUCAAGAACACAAGCAUGCAGCGCAGCGGAGACAAGCCCAUCUCAUACCUACUCUAAAUCCAUGCUCUUGUCCUGGAUCGUCGUCGGCACUGGUCUGCUCGUCCGCACAGUCGUCGCCCAUGGUUGGGUCGGCCAAAUCACUAUCGCUGGAACGGUGUAUCAGGGAAACGGACUCGGGACCACCGGUGGACCCUCGGUCAUCCGCCAAGUCGACACCAACUCCCCCGUCACGUCUGUCUCUGAUUCGAAUCUGUCGUGCGGACCGCACGCGCAGCCCGCAUCACAGAUCGCCAACGCCAACCCGGGCGAUGCGAUCGCGGUGGAUUGGGUUUCCACGGAGGGACCCUGGUUCCAUGACGUCGGCCCGCUCCUGACGUAUCUCGCCAACUGCGGGUCCCAGACGUGUGAUCAGUUCGACGCGUCGCAGGCGCAGUGGUUCAAGAUCGAGGAGGCGGGGAGGGAUGCGUCCGGUUGGGCGCAGGCUCAGCUGAACUCGGGCGCGCCUGCAACACUGAACCUUCCUUCGAACCUCGCAGCAGGGAACUACCUUCUGCGCCACGAGAUAAUCGCGCUGCAGAACGGCGGCAGCCAGGGUGGUGCUGAAUUCUACGCGAGCUGCAGCCAGCUGAAGGUCGGCGGCUCGGGCACUGGGGCCCCGACGAGCAGCGAGCUGGUCAAGUUCCCCGGGGCGUAUUCAGCGACAGAUCCUGGCAUUCUAGUCGAUGUGUACACGAAUACAGGUGCUCCUUAUAGCUUCCCUGGACCCCCGAUCGCGGCUUUUGCGGGUGGAUCCCCUUCGCCGCCUGCGACCCCAACAACCCAACCUGGGCUCACCCCCUUUCCUCGAUAUCGGACACUCGUCAAGGAAGGGACACUGCGAGGCGAUGACCACCAAACGCGCAUCAUCCAGAAACUGCAAGACCUGCACGAUAAAUUAGUGGGAUACGAUCCACCCCGCGUCUCCCCCUCCCCCACCUCAUCAUCGGGAUCGUCACUCUUCUCUCGCCUCCUGGGCCGCACGUCGUCCCCGGAACCUGCUGCUCCGCCCGCAGACGCCCCGAAAGGGUUGUACCUCUAUGGAGACGUGGGCACCGGAAAAACGAUGCUGAUGGACCUUUUCUACUCGACACUGCCUCCGGAGAUCACGCGCAAGCGCAGGGUGCACUUCCACGCGUUCAUGAUCGACGUGCACAAGCGCAUCCACGCCGUGAAAGCGCGCAAGGGCAGCAGUGGCGACCCUAUACUGCCUGUUGCGCGGGACCUGGCGAACGAGGCGUCCGUUCUCUGCUUCGAUGAGUUCCAGGUGACUGACAUCGCAGACGCCAUGAUCCUGCGCCGGCUGUUGGAGAGUUUGUUGAACUUUGGGGUCGUUUGCGUCAUCACGUCCAAUCGGCAUCCCGACGACCUUUACAAGAACGGAAUCCAGCGAUCGAGUUUUAUUCCUGCCAUAGAACUGCUGAAAUCGCAGUUUGAGGUCACCGACUUGGACUCGGGCACAGAUUACCGGCGAAUGGCACGAGUGCCGUCCUCUGUCAAGCCGUACCAUCAUCCGCUUUCUCCGGAAACCGCACAGACCAUGGCAUCAAUCUUUGAUUCUCUGCACUCCGAAGAAGACCCCGUGGUGCGCGACCGCAAACUUACGAUCUGGGGCCGCACGCUCCUCGUGCCCGAAUCGACGUCGACCGUCGCCAAGUUCACGUUCCAACAACUCUGCGAGAACCCGCUGAGCGCCGCGGACUACAUCGAGAUCACGCGUGUCUUCGGGACCAUCUUUCUGCUCGAUGUGUGGAAGAUCGGGGUCGACCGGAAGGAUCUGGCGCGGCGGUUCAUCACAUUCAUCGAUGCAUGUUACGAGAGCAAGACGCGGCUGUUCAUCUCGUCCGAAGUGCCGAUAUACCAGGUCUUCUCUGGGGAUGCCAAAUCUGGGGAGGUGACAGCGGAGAUGCGAGAAACAAUGGAAGAGCUGGGACUGACGGCAGAUCUGCUCAAGAGCUCCAUGUUCACGGGGGAGGAGGAGAUCUUUGCAUUUGCGAGGGCAUGCUCACGGCUGGUCCAGAUGGAGAGCAAGGAGUGGGUCGAGAGCGCGGGCACGUCCGCGGUCGGCAUCAAGUCUACAUAGAUCUAGAAGGACUUCAAGAUCUAGAGAGAGCGCAUGCAUACCUAAUAAUACCCACCAUUAAUCAGAGAUUCACUCAAAUUUUC